Molecule: messenger RNA, 937 nt
Organism: Syngnathoides biaculeatus (alligator pipefish)
Lineage: Eukaryota; Metazoa; Chordata; Actinopteri; Syngnathiformes; Syngnathidae
Gene: samsn1b
Product: SAM domain, SH3 domain and nuclear localisation signals 1b
Exons: 6
Molecular function (GO): protein binding
Source: RefSeq, a predicted model, not a curated record
CCAGAAGGAAAAAAGAGGGACUCUGGUGUUAUGAGGAUACUGACUGAAGGACAUAAGCUCUCUAGUACUUCAAUGGAAAGCCUCAACAGUAGACAAAGCUCCUCAAGUGGAGUCACCAGCGAUUAUUCGAGUUACAGAGGCAGUCUGAGGCUGGAGGAUGACGUCUUUUGCACAAGACAGUUCUGUGGUCGAGCAAGAGUCCAUACAGAGUUUAUGCCAAGUCCAUAUGACACAGAAUCCCUCAAGCUGAAGGUUGGUGACGUGAUUGACAUCAUCCACAAGCGUCCUAUGGGAAUAUGGACUGGGAUGUUGAACAACAAAGUAGGCAACUUUAAAUUCAUCUAUGUGGAUGAGCUUACAGAGGCUGGUCCUGAGACAUGCAAGGAAGUGCAAAACCACAGGGCAAGCCAAAAAUGUACAUCCACUAUCCACGAAGUUCUGAGACACCUCAGUUUGGAGGAAUACUCGAGCUCUCUGCAGCAGAGUGGUUACCAAACAGUAGACGACUUGAUGAGGCUGAGGGAGCAUCACCUGACAAAACUGAACGUGACUGAUCCAGAACACAGGCGGCGUCUCCUCGCCGCUGUCGAGUCCUUGCAACAACUUUGCUGUGAAGAGUCCUCAGGUUAAGAAGGAGAGCCCAAUCAAGAGGCCGAGACCCCCAGCGAGAACGUGAAAGCAGACAUGAAUACCGGCCCAAGAGACUCAGGCUGCCACAUGCCAUCCGACAGCACCGACAUCACAGGAGAGGACGCAGACCUUCGUUUUCCUCACGACCCCCCUCAACCUUCCAAGAUGACGGCUUCAUGAAAUAUUUAGCUUGAUAAGUCAAAUCAAAUGUUUAUGGGUCUUUUUCCAUAUAAUUUCAUCAAUAACGGUAAAGACACACCCCACUGAAUUUCCUUUGGGAAAUGAAUUCAUUUUACAAAUAUGAAGA